CGUUACACAACCUUCUCCGAGAGUUUUGUCCAAGAUGGCGUCAACACAGUUAACGGAUGAGGAGCUUUUCUCCGAAUUAAAGCGCUUUGGUUUCAUUCCAGGUCCAGUGACCGAAAACACUCGUCCAGUAUACUUGAAGAAACUUAAAAAGCUUCGCGAAGAGCAGCAGCAGCGGGGCUCCAGACUGAGUAAAACCCGUAGCAGCGGGAAUAUCAACAGCACCACUGGCGGCGGCAGCACGGCGGGAUCCAGGCCAGCCAGCCAUGACGUCACGCACCUGAGCUCUAGCAGGAGACCGGGCCGGAAGUCCUCUGUUCUCGGCUUUAGCUCUGAUGAGUCUGACGCUGAAACUCCCUUGAAAAGAAAGGGUUUUAAUCACAGUGGCAGGGCAGACCGACGCUCUGAUUUUCAACAACAACUAAAGACAAGACCCGUUACAACACCGAGUGUGACUAUCAAGAGUCAGUAUGGCGCUACGAGUACGCUGAACAGUAACGAUUCUUCUCUGGAUCCGGACGGGCAGAGAAGUGUCUCUCUGGGCUGGGGAGUUCGUGCCAGAUGCAGCCCUGAGGCGGAAGUUAGGGAUUACGACGAAUCGGGGGACGAGGACAAUUAUGAGGGGGGUGCGGAUAAGAACUCACGCUCUUUAAAUGGUUGUGGAGCACCCCCCUUGGACACAAGCAAACUAGCCGGGGAUUAUUCAGACUCGGACGAGGAGGUGGUUGGGAGCAUUGGAGACCGACAGAAGGAAAGGUUGCAACCUACACGAAGUCAGCAGCCAGUGUUGUUCCCCUCCCACGGAGUCGGCCGCGGGUCUCUGACGGGAGGGGCAGCCGGAGAGGUUAACCCGCCUGAGAAUCUAAAUAUGGUGGGAAGUCGGAGGGAGGAAGGGGAGGAAGACAAGCUAAAGAGAAGAGAAUCGGACUCAUCGGGGGGCUUGCGAAGCCACAACUUUUCCAAAAAGUCUAUUUACGUGUCCCUCACCGAGAACCAUAGAGGAGAGGCCAGCAAAAACAACCACGUCGACGGGGAUUGCGCAGCCUCUAGAAACAGCAGCAGGAGUAGGUUCAGCAUCGGGUUGAGACCGCGCUUCUCCAACUACAGCAGUCUGGCCCAGACAUACAGGGGCAGCCACUCUAACCAGAUCGUUCCCAACCACUCAUACAGCCAGGCAGUGCUGAAGCAGAAGGUGUCUGUCCCGGAGGAUGAGCUGCUCCAGCAAUUCAAAAGAGAAGAGGUGGCCGCCUCUGGUAGCUUUAGUGCUCACUAUCUGUCCAUGUUCCUUCUCACGGCAGCCUGCCUCUUUUUUUUGUUGCUGGGCCUCAUGUAUCUUAGGAUGAGGGGUUCUGGAUCCUCGGAGGUGGACGGAGUCAUUAAGAGCCACCCUUUUGGCAGUGAUUUUGACUCUUCUUAUGACAAGGUGGAGAAGGACCUUAUCCUAAAGUUGCUGCUCAAUCUCCACAACCACCUGGCUCACAUCGCUGGUCAGCAUGACUGUGGAGACCAGCAACAUCCAAACAGGAGUCUGUCCAUGGAUGAGGCCUCUGCAUAUUUACUGGCUCAGAAUCAGGAGUUUGAAGGCUUCAUUCAUACCUCUUUGGAGUGGAUCAUUCGGACAGGCCAGGAUGUUGGGAUAAGGCUGACUGGGCAGGCAGCUGAUGCUCCAGUGUCUGAUGUGUCCGAGAUCUCUUGGCUAGAGUCAACACAUCCCAAGAUGCCCUUCGCUUGCCGCUUCCGUCGAGCCUUCAUCACAGUCAUCAGCAGGGUCUUCCUUAUAGCAGUUGUGUUAGGCUGUUUGUGGAGUGUGGUCUGCUACAUGAAAUAUCGUUGGAGGAGGGAGGAAGAAGAGACCAGGCAGAUGUAUGACAUGGUGGAAAGGAUUAUUGAUGUGUUGAGAAGCCACAGUGAGGCUUGCCAAGAGAACCAGGAUCUGCAGCCCUACCUACCCAUUCCCCAUGUUAGAGACUCCCUGGUUCAGCCUCAGGACCGGAAGGAAAUGAAGAAGAUUUGGGAGCAGGCUGUGAGCUUUCUCUCUGCCAAUGAGUCCAGAAUUCGAACAGAGACUCAGAGGAUUGGUGGAGCGGACUUCCUAGUCUGGAGGUGGAUCCAACCUUCUCUCAGUUGUGACAAGACCUCCUUGAUGCCCUCCAAAGUCUGGCAGGGAAAAGCUUUCCCUCUAGACCGGAGGAAUUCUCCUCCCAACAGCCUGACUCCAUGUCUGAAGAUCAGAAACAUGUUUGAUCCGGUGAUGGAGAUUGGGGAGAACUGGGAUCUAGCCAUCCAUGAGGCCAUCCUGGAGAAGUGUAAUGACAAUGAUGGCAUCGUCCACAUCGCUGUUGACAAGAACUCACGAGAGGGCUGUGUCUAUGUAAAGUGUCUCUCUGCAGAGCACUCAGGGAAAGCCUUCAAGGCACUUCAUGGCUCCUGGUUUGAUGGUAAGCUAGUGACUGUGAAGUAUCUGCGUUUGGACCGGUACCAUCAGCGCUUCCCACAGGCCCUGGGCUGCAACAUGCCUCUGAAGGCCUCCAGCCUCCACCUGAACACCACAAGCACAGUGAGAACUACGCCCCGCCUGCAGCAACGUGGCUCAGCCAACUGUUCAGGCUUCUCAUAAGAUCAGCAUCAGCAGUGGAUUUAGCAUUCUCCCCUGUGCCCUCCAAGCAUGAUCAGCGUCACAGGAGAGCUUUUUACUUUUGUUUUUCUUCUUUUAACACAGGAUCUUUUCAAGAGAAACUGUUCAGCAGUGCAGUGUUUGUUUUCUAUAAUUUUUGUAUUAGAAAUGUCAUUGAUUUAACUAGGAAGCAUCAUUUCUUUCUUGAAUAUUUAAGAUGUGUGCAGAGACUCUAACCCUUCCUCCUCCUCUUCCACAAUCUAACUGUUGCCAUGAUGGAAUUUAUUUGGUCACUAAAUGAAAAUUGCUGCAUGUAUCAGAGUAUACUUUCAAUUCAACAAAAUGUGGGUGUUAAUUUUCUGAAGAUGUUAGAUGUUGCUCCUUGUUAUUAUUAUUCUCAUUAUUUAGUCAAGUGAGGAAGACAUGAACAACUUGUGGAGGGUGUGCUGUAAAUACAUGUGAAUGGUGGCACAAGCUUUAUUAAAUCCUCUUUAUUAAAAGCAAACCAUGAGCUCAAAUCUUUGUUGCUGCUCAUUUGCAGAAUACUUCUGUAACAGAAGGAACCACUCCCAGAGAUCUGUGUGGUCGCAUCCUCUUCAGGAGUGUUUCCCUCUCAUUGACCUGAUCAAACAGGACAACAGGAUGUUGACACAAUUUCUGUUAAUUGUUUGUUCCAUGUAUUCCAUGUAAGGCCUUUUCUUUCCCUCUGUCCUUGAUUUUGUUAUAGCUUCCAGCAGUACUCCCAGACAGCAGUAACUUUUUAGCGAUACAAAAGAAUCAGAGUGUAACUCGAAGAGUCACCUGAUGCUUUUCCAGAUAUAACACAAUAUAUUCCCAGUAUGAUACCUAUUUUUUUUUUAUUACUUACAUCUUUCAACUUGGGUCAUUUUCACUGUUGGUGCAUCCUUCUCAUUGAAUUGUUCUCAAACCUUUUAUGAAAAAGUGGUAUGUAUUGUCAUCUCUGCAUAUGUGAUCAACAGACCAGGGGAGCACACAGACUUCAGGACGUCCCAUGUUAUUUAUAAUCUGUGCUCAUCUCAUUUGGGUGAGACACAUUUUUCCUGCCCUGAUGAAAUCUGACUGUGUAAGUUCUGGUAUUUGAUCAUAUAAGCCCCUUGGAAUGAUGCAUCCACUUUUUUAUCAUAAAUUGACAGUUUGUUAUACUCAGCUACAACUAUUCCAAACCCGUUAAGGGGGCUGUAUUGUAUUUAGGGAUUGCUGUUUGUGUCUUUUUGGAACACCUGUGUAUUCAGAAAAUGCAAAACAAAAUCUAGGAGUUGCCAGAAAAAAAAUUUGAUGCAGUAAAUUUAGAGUUGGAUUCAUUACUUGCAGUGUUUAAUUGUACAAAUAAUGCACAUCUCACAUUUUCUAAAUCUGCUGCAGCAGACAACUUAACUGUGCCUUAAAUAUUAUUAUUAUUUUUUUUUUUUUUAAGACUGGCACUGCAUUACUGGAGAAUGUCCUGAAUUUAAGAAAUGUUGAAACCAUGUAAAGGAUGAGUAGGGCUUGCUAUAGAUGUAGUUUUGGUAGCUUUGACAUCAUCAAAUUUGGUGUUUUGUAGCAGUUUCUUUUAUAUAUUGAACCAAAUGCUUCUCUCUAUUUAUUUUUAUUUUUUUAAAUCAGCCAAGGUGUGCGAUUUCAAAGUCAACUGACCUGUUACGUGCAUCAAAACAUUUGUUUCAUCAAGCCAUCCAUUCAGUAAUCUUUCAUUCACCUCCACACAGUUGUCAGGAUGAUUAAAACAGCAAAAUACAGUGAUCACUUUCAGAAAUAAGCCAAUUGACACUAUAUCACUGUAAUCUAUUUUUGUAUGGCUCCAACAGAUUGGUGAACCUGCAGUGUCUCAGGCCACCCUUCUGGUAAUGAGGCUGCAUUUAAACGUUGGUUUGACGUGACAGCACUUUUCCAGGCUUGUGCUUCACCUUUGAAUUCAUCUGCACGGAUGCAUUCUUUUUCCUCUGAUGUAUUUUAUGUAAACACUGUAUAUUGAUAUAACUGUAAUAUGUACUACUAUAUGCAGCAUUAUUUCCAUUGGGUUGUAUGUUUGGAGUUACCAGUAUCCCUAACCUGCUAGCCGGAGAGGGGAGGUGUACAAUACUACAGACGUUCAAAAAGAUACAGAUGUUUUAAUGUAAUUUGUCAAUUGUAUAAAAAGCUAAAAUUAAAGGUUUAUUAGGGGUUUUUAA
Molecule: messenger RNA, 4797 nt
Organism: Acanthopagrus latus (yellowfin seabream)
Lineage: Eukaryota; Metazoa; Chordata; Actinopteri; Spariformes; Sparidae
Gene: lemd3
Product: LEM domain containing 3
Exons: 13
Coding region: 35-2614 (859 amino acids)
Biological process (GO): nuclear envelope organization; negative regulation of BMP signaling pathway
Cellular component (GO): nuclear inner membrane
Molecular function (GO): chromatin DNA binding
Source: RefSeq, a predicted model, not a curated record